Messenger RNA from Nezara viridula (southern green stink bug), 1188 nucleotides. The record is from the annotation of a GenBank genome assembly. Lineage: Eukaryota; Metazoa; Arthropoda; Insecta; Hemiptera; Pentatomidae.
UAAGACUGAACUGUUACAUAACCUACUCUCGGUUUAGGAUCGUCGGUUGAUGUAAAAUGAGAAUUGUCACUUUAUAUUUUAUAGUUUUAUGUUAGAUUGUUACUCUUAGUUAUGUAUUUUCGAAAUUUAAAGGGAAUAUUGCUAAUUCACACAUUAGUGGUGAUAUUCAUUAAUCUUUCUUUAGGAAGUAAAAAUGUACCUUGUACUCCAACUGGAUUUUGUAAAUGUGAAUUUCCUAAUGGUAUGGGAAUAGAUUUGAUAUCUCUUAAAGGAACACAUUUUAAUAUUUCAGCCACCAAAGAUGAAUUCAUACAUUAUUACCCUUGUAACAAUACUAUUAUUCCGAACAAUGUGACCACAAACGAAUGUGCGGCUGGUGCUUCUCUCUGCUUGGAGAAGCAUAUUGGAAAUGAAACUAAAUUUUUUAACUUGGGCUCGAUAACUGAGAGUGCUUUCAAAUGGGAGAACAUAAAUCUUAACCCAGAAAUUAAUUUUAACCAUAUCAGUUGGUCAACGAGGAUCACUCUGGUGUGUGGUUCUUCAGAAACACCUGUGUUGGAAGUAGAGUCUGUUUUAAAUGACCAAAAAUUUGAGUUAAAACUAACUUCCGAAAAAGCAUGCGUCGGAACCGUAACCAAUGAAGGGCACUCAGUAUUUUCGACAUUCUUUAUAAUCGUUCUUGUACUGUUCCUCUUUUAUUUUAUUUGUGGAUUUUUGGUGUUGAGGUUCAUUAGAGGAGCUCGUGGCUGGGAAGCCAUACCGAAUGGUGAAUUCUGGAAAUCAUCAUGGAACAGCCUCAAGAAGACAUGUACAUAUUUCAUGAGUGGCUGUCGAAACCGAGAAGUUUAUGAUACAAUAUAAGCACCCAACACUCUCAAGAAAAUAUCAAAGGAAAUCCGUUAAUUGAAGAAUCUCACUCAUGCAGAUCAAUGACAUUCAAAAGCUAUUAUUUUGUUGAUUAACAUAUGUUACAGGUACAGCUAAAAAACAUUUUUGGGAGUUGUAAUUCUUUGAAAAUUUCCUUGUAUGCAUUACUCUGAAAGUUAUUAAUUGUAUAGCAUCAUAUUUUCCCCCUCCUAAUUGUUAAGAUGGAUGUUUUUGUGCUUUCAAUUUUAAUUAUUUAUUUUUUUCAUGAUUAUAGUAUAUAAUUAAUAAUUGUCUUAUUAAAACCAAAUUCCAUUCUCUUUU